AUGAUGAGCAUGAAUAUGCAAGAAAUUGACAAACUCAUCACCAUCGAUGGAGGUAUUUUAGAAGGAGGAGGUCAAAUCAUUCGAAACACAACAGCCUUGUCUCACAUUCUUCACAAACCAAUUUUAAUUCAAAACAUUCGAGCAGGAAGAGAAAAUCCAGGCCUUCGAGCUCAACAUUUGAGUGGAGUUGUUUUAUUAUCCAUGCUUCCAUCAAGAUAUGAAUAUCAAUCCCUGUUGAGUGAUUGUCAAGUAGGAUCUUCAAAAUUUACCUAUCUUCCAGUCAUUUCCAAAAAAAGAGAGGAAUGUGAAAAUACUCAUCAAAAUGGAAUUGUAAGGUGUGAAAAAACAAAUACAUCUCCACCUGAAGUGAAAAUCAUGUAUUUGGAAAAUGAGACUAGUAUCGAAUUGAGUGCUGAUUGUAUGACUGCUGGUGCAACCACCUUAAUGAUUCAAUCCUCUUUGUGUCCUUUAUUAUAUUUUGAUUCCAAUGGAAAGAACGUGAAAGUGAUUUAUAAGGGCGGCACCAAUGUGGAUUUUUCACCACCUUUUGAACAAGUUUCUGAAGUUUUUCUUCCUCUUUUGAAGAAGUAUUUUUUGAAAGAUUUGAAUGCAUUGGAAAUUGAAUUGGAAUGUAAACAGCGCGGAUUUUUUCCAAAAGGAAAAGGACAAGUGGAAUUGAUCAUGACCAAGAAUGCAGAUGCCAAUUUGAAGGGAAAAUGUUUGAGUCCAAUGUAUUUAAUUGAUCGUGGUGAAACUAUUUCUAAAAUUGUAUUGAAAUUAUUUUAUACUGAAAAAGAGUAUGAGAAUAUUGCGGAAAAGAUUGAGCAAGCAUUCAAGUUUGAAUUUGAAAAACAUUUUCCGGAACACAAGUUUCGAGAUACGCCAAUUAUUGUUACAAAAGAAAGAGUGACAAAUAAUCCUGCUCGAUCUCGAGUCAUAUUUGGCAAUGCAUUCAUGUACGAUACGAACGAGCAGUGUGUAUUUGAAGCAAGUUUUCACUCCAAAAGAUUUCUCUAA
This is a messenger RNA of Naegleria fowleri, 1017 nucleotides long. RefSeq lists its product as uncharacterized. Lineage: Eukaryota; Heterolobosea; Eutetramitea; Acrasida; Naegleriidae. Gene Ontology annotation, cellular component: nucleus. The transcript is spliced from 3 exons. Gene Ontology annotation, biological process: RNA processing. The record is from RefSeq and is a predicted model, not a curated record. Bases 1 to 1017 code for a protein of 338 amino acids. Gene Ontology annotation, molecular function: RNA-3'-phosphate cyclase activity.